AUGGAUAGUUCUAAAUCUCAAGUAGACGAUGUCACCGUCCUCAAAUCCACAGGUGAAGAAGUCGAAAAUGUCGCUACCAAACAACUCACCCUCCUGGAUACCUACCGCUCCUACACCCCAGAAUUCUCCAAAGAAACAGAAGCUCAGCUCGUGCGCAAGAUUGAUCUUCGGCUUCUUCCCCUAACUGUUACUAUUUAUCUCUUCAACUACCUCGAUCGCAACUCCAUCACCCAAGCUCGUCUCAACCCACGUCAAGGGCGCGACGUACCAGACGGCCAGUUCUAUCUUUUCUGCUGGAUACAUCAUGAUGCAGCUUCCAUCAACGAUGAUUAUGACAAAAAUACAGCCUCAUAUUUUCUUGCCUGGCUUCCAGCAGGCCUUCUCGUCGUUCGCUUCAUCCUCGGUGUCGUCGAAGCCCCAUUCUUCCCUGGAGCUAUAUACUACCUUAGCACAUGGUACACCAAAAAGGAACUCGGUAUUCGAAUGGCGUUGCUCGUCUGUGGCAUUCUCUUGUCCAAUUGCUUCGCCGGUUUGAUCUCCGCGGGUAUUCUCUCAGGAAUGGCUGGUGUCGGACAUCUCGCCGCAUGGCGAUGGCUCUUCAUCCUUGAAGGUCUCGCUACUAUCGUCAUCGGAGUGGUCGCGUUCUUCCUUCUUCCUGAUUACUCUGAGAUCCUUGGCGAAGAGGAGAUCACUAUGAAACAAGCCAUACUCUCAGCUGUUCGUGACUACAGAAAGCGAUCUCCCCACGCUGCCAUCUCUGGCCUCACAGCCAUCGCCGCUACCAUCGCACUCGUCGCCAUUACAGACCAGAAAUGGCCCCGGUACGCAUUGACCUUCCUCGUCAGUGCUGGAACAUUUGGGAUUUACUCUACGACUUAUCCUUGGCUGUCUUCGACGAUCGUUCAACCACGAGUCAAGCGUGCGGCUUCAAUUGGUAUCGCGAACACACUUGCAAACAGCGCUUCACUUUUCGCAAACUACUUCUGGCUUGACCAGUAUGGGCCCGACUUUCGUGUCUCUUGGGCUUGUAUCUUGGCUUUCCAAGGAUUGGGUUUUGCUUGUAUCAUGGGGCUGAGGUAUUCUCUUAAGCGGGCUAACAAAGCUUUCGAUGAGUUGAGUGCAACCGUUGAUGAGACUAGUGAGGAGAACGUGAACAGGCUGGAUAAGGAUUCUCAGAGAGCGGUUCUGAAAGGAUUCAGGUUCAUUACUUAG
Messenger RNA from Fusarium subglutinans, 1212 nucleotides. Its product is annotated as major facilitator superfamily transporter. NCBI's taxonomy places the organism in Eukaryota, Fungi, Ascomycota, Sordariomycetes, Hypocreales, Nectriaceae. The transcript has 5 exons. Gene Ontology annotation, molecular function: transmembrane transporter activity. Gene Ontology annotation, biological process: transmembrane transport. The coding region runs from base 1 to 1212 and encodes 403 amino acids. The record is from RefSeq and is a predicted model, not a curated record. Gene Ontology annotation, cellular component: membrane.